CCACAGCCGCCACCCAAGUGAAAGGAAAUCGUUAGCUUCCAGCCUGAUUGCUAAAAUGAGCAUACCAAAAUCGCCACUGGCGCCGGAGGGAUCGGCAGCACCCAAAGGAGCGACGACCGAUGCUAGCGCCGCCGGCGAGCGGAAGGAAGAACUGGACGGUGUGGCAUCGGAGGCAGCGUUAUUGUGCGAAAGAGUGGUGUGGAUGGUCGAAAGGACUGCGGCGGUUUCCCUUGUCUUGUUCCUGCUCAUCUUCAUCGUAUGGGGAUGGAGAUCAGUUAGCUUCUUGUUGCUCUCCAUGACCAGCUUGGCGCUCUUGCUGGGCUGUAUCGGGGGCCGGUUCCUCGUCAAGUACUUGGGCCAGCAGACCCAGGGAGAGGAUGAGUUGCGGCCCAAGCCCGUCGGUGUCGACGAUAAGAAGGCCCACGCAGCUAGCGAUAUUCGUCGGGCCCACGUCCGCCCCGCCUGGCAGCCGCCGCCACGUCGCGCUUCCGAGGAUGGGAAUGAAGGUCCCUUAGGGUUAGGGAUCAUGAGCGAACGUCUUGGUGACGAUGAGGUAGUGAGGAGCGCGCAAGAAGAAGAGGAAGCGCUGGAGAACUGGGAAGAGGAAGUGAUGGUCAUUGAAGCCCAGCUCUUGGAGGCUAAGGCGGCGGUCAACCAUUUCCGCCGGCGAAUCCAUCGGAGAAGCAAAACCUUCCCUUCGACGUCGGCCGCGACUUCUGCUGCUGAAGAGAAUAAAUAAUUGAACUGUGGUAGCUAGGGAGUUUUUUUUUAUUUGGCCUUUGACGGAUGAUGUUUUCUAUUUGCAGGAGGAUUUUAGUUUGAAUUCUUAACUUAACGUGUUUACAAAUAAAACUGGUGCAUGUGUAUUGACGUAAUCGAUAUUGAAAGGGAUUGCUCUAGUUCAGUUUAUUGUAUUAUUAAUACAUCCAAAUUUAAAGAAUAAUUAAGUGUAGAGUUUUAAAAUCUUUUCAUCAUUCAAAAAAUCCUGAUCUCUAGAGACCCUGCCCGAACUCGUCGGCGGACGGGGACAGUCAGUAGCCAGCCUAUGCCCGUUUAGUUGCCGGGGACGGGGAUAAAAGAGUUUCAGCCCAAUGAUAUCGGGCCCAUCAACCUUUUAUCACCUAUCCACAAAACCCUAUAAUUACUAAUUAGUAGAAGUUGGUUGGAUAUUAAAGACCAUAACCAAGA
Molecule: messenger RNA, 1188 nt
Organism: Linum trigynum
Lineage: Eukaryota; Viridiplantae; Streptophyta; Magnoliopsida; Malpighiales; Linaceae
Source: the annotation of a GenBank genome assembly